CAGUUUUGAGCAGCAAAAAUAACCCAAACCCCCAUGGGUAUGGGCUUGGUGGUGUUCUCUCUGUUUUUGUUGUUUUUGCAUCACACAAAAGGCGAGGGUUUCAAUGCCAUAAAUAACAAUGCAAACAACAACAGGAGCAGAGUCUUAGCCACGAGCUGCAACUGGUUCAGAGGGAAAUGGGUUUACGACUCUUCGUAUCCUCUCUACGACCCUUUCAAAUGCCCCUUCAUCGAGCCCGAGUUCGACUGCCAAAAGUACGGCCGGCCCGAUAGCAAUUAUCUCAAGUACCGAUGGCAGCCAUUCUCCUGCAGUCUCCCCAGGUUCAAUGGGUUGUAUUUCUUGAGGAAAUGGAAGGGGAAGAAGAUCAUGUUCGUGGGCGACUCACUGAGUUUGAAUCAGUUCCAGUCUUUGACGUGUAUGAUUCAGGCCUGGGCUCCUAAUUCCCAGAUUUCGUACAUCAAACGAGACGGGCUUACUUCGGUCAGCUUUCUGGACUAUGAUGUAAAGAUAUACUUGUAUAGAACGCCGUACCUUGUUGACGUAGUGAACGAGAGAUUUGGAAGGGUGUUGAAGCUUGACUCGAUCAGGGGCGGAGAUUCAUGGAAAGGGAUGGACAUGCUGAUCUUCAACACUUGGCAUUGGUGGACCCACACCGGAAGAUCCCAGCCAUUUGAUUACAUAGAAGACGGUGGUAAAACGUGGAAAGACAUGGACCGUAUGAUUGCAUUCUACAAAGGAUUAACCACGUGGGCCAGAUGGGUGAACCGAAAUGUUGAUCCUUUCAAAACCAAGGUCUUUUUCCAGGGCAUUUCUCCAACUCAUUACGAGGGGAAAGACUGGGACCAACCAACACAAUCAUGUACGGGACAGACGCAACCAUUCUUCGGAAUGAGUUAUCCAGCAGGCACGCCCAUGGCAUGGGUUGUGGUGAAGAAGGUCAUUGGUCGGAUUAAGAAACCGGUGUAUCUGCUCGACGUUACCGGACUCUCUCAGUACCGGAAAGACGCGCAUCCGGCCGCGUACAGCGGCCUACACAACGGCAACGACUGUAGCCAUUGGUGCCUUCCAGGUUUGCCAGAUACUUGGAACCAUAUACUCUAUGCAACUCUCUUUAGUUAAAAACAAAGCAAAUGGAAGCUUCUUCGGAGAAAAAAAUAGGUUUAGGACAGCUAUAAUCGAUUGAUUCUGGAUGGUAAAAACUUCCAUUUCUCUGAUUUAUGGUGUAGUGGGGGCAAUAAGAGAUAAUUAAUCGCAUCAUAAUUCAACU
Hibiscus syriacus is the source of this 1267-nucleotide messenger RNA. RefSeq names its product protein trichome birefringence-like 39. The transcript is spliced from 5 exons. The coding region runs from base 34 to 1119 and encodes 361 amino acids. The record is from RefSeq and is a predicted model, not a curated record. Lineage: Eukaryota; Viridiplantae; Streptophyta; Magnoliopsida; Malvales; Malvaceae. Gene Ontology annotation, molecular function: O-acetyltransferase activity. Gene Ontology annotation, cellular component: Golgi apparatus.